UUUACAACCUGUAGCUUUAUACAUUUUUCUUUAACAAAAUCAAUUACGAUUAUUUCAUCAUCCGUUAACAAAAUCAAACAACUAAAGAGAAGGAAACAACGAAAACCUAAAACAAGAUUUUAGGCGCAAACCAAAAACCUCAAUUACGCAGAACCAACUCCCCCGCAGAACCGCCCCUCACAGAUCUGCACCACCACUGCAUUGCUCUGCCUUCCGACCUCUGUGAACGGCGUCUGUCCCACCGCUUCCAUCAAUUAUGAGAGGAGGAAUAUCGAAUUGCACUAAAUUAUGUAGAAAUUAUGUCGAAUGAAUCUGCUGAAUUAAGUCCAGAUUCAAGAGCUGGUUGAGGUUAUUGUUUGGCCAAUGACACUCAAAGAGGGAUUCUGGACAAUAGGGAUCCGUCCACCGAAACUCUCAUAGGCAAGAGCAUGUGCAGCACAAACAAAUGCCACUUUUCUGAAGUUAGUAGGGCCUCCGCUUGUCCAGGUUCAGGUUCAGAUGUUCAUUGGAGACGGAGCAAAGCUUGUACGUGAUGUUUUUCCACUUGCAAAAGAGAAGGCUCGUUGCAUUAUAUUUAUUGAUGAAAUGGAUGCCAUUAGUACUAAGCGGCUUGACAGUGAAGUGUGAGUGGUGACAGGGAAGUGUAACGAACUAUGUUAGAGCUGCUAAAUCAGGCAUAUUAUGUAACAACUACUGGGGAGCUUGCCAGGAUGGACUUGCAAGGACAAUCGAAACCAAGCUUUUUCUGGUUGUUCAAUGACCAAAAGAAAUCCAAAGUUGAGAUCAAUGUUGAGUUUCAAAUAUCUGAUGAAGAGGAUGCUCGUGAUGGGCACUUAGGUUCCAAGGGUAGUGGUCUUGGGCAAUCAAUAGCUUUUCAGUCAUCAACUUGGAUGUUCAUGAAGUCUAACUUGUUUCUACACCGCAGUGGCAAGGCCCAGACUGUGGACGAGGUCUAAAAAGUCUCCUAAACUUGUCAAGUUUGAGUAAACACUGAAAUUAUGUAAUUUCAUACGUUUAUUUGACAGUUUCUAUUUCAAUAAUUGGUAGCUGAUAAAUUCAGAUGUAUCUUUCCUCUCUAAUGUAAUAGUUUAAUUGUAUUCUUGUGGCUCUAUAUAAUAUAUAUCUUUGAUUUUUCUCUAA
Molecule: messenger RNA, 1140 nt
Organism: Spinacia oleracea (spinach)
Lineage: Eukaryota; Viridiplantae; Streptophyta; Magnoliopsida; Caryophyllales; Amaranthaceae
Exons: 8
Coding region: 654-956 (100 amino acids)
Source: RefSeq, a predicted model, not a curated record